Molecule: messenger RNA, 699 nt
Organism: Glycine soja
Lineage: Eukaryota; Viridiplantae; Streptophyta; Magnoliopsida; Fabales; Fabaceae
Exons: 4
Coding region: 1-699 (232 amino acids)
Source: RefSeq, a predicted model, not a curated record
AUGACAGUCAUUAUGAGGUCUGACACAAACACUGGUAGUAGAGGAAGGAUUUCAUUUGUGUUAAUUGGUUGUGAAAGGAGUGGUGAGUAUAGGUGUAGGAAGAAAGAUUUUGUUAGAAGGGAUAUUAGGACCAGGAAAUGUGGGAGUCCCUUCAAGCUUCGUGGGAAACCAGUGGUUGGAGGGCAAGGUUGGAUGAUGAAGUUGAUGUGUGGGAUUCAUAAUCAUGAAUUGGGCAAGUCAUUAGUUAGACAUCCAUACACUGAGCGAUUGACUAAGGAUGAAAAGACAAUUAUUGCUGAUAUGAUCAUGAUCAAGUCAAUGGAGAAACCAAGAAACAUCUUGCUAACAUUGAAGGAGCACAAUGUCAAUAGGAUGACAUUCUCUGCUGGCUUUGCUUAUCUAGAGGGUGAACAUGUUAAUAAUGUGGUAUGGGAUUUAGAACGGUUCCGAGCCCAAUCCAAGAAGGAUCAUGCUGAUGUUGGAUCAAUUCAGCCAUUUAUCCACGAUUUCAUUGACAACAUUGUGGAUGUCAAAGCUGACGGAAACUAUGGAUAUCGGUCGUUUGCCGGUUUAUUGGGUAUGGGUGAAGAGUCUUGGUCGUUGCUGCACAACCAUCUGCUUAAAGAACUUGGCAAAUUCUCAGAUGACUAUAUCAAGCUCUUCGGUAGCACAGACAAAUUUGAGGAAUUAAGGAUGUGA